Molecule: messenger RNA, 2088 nt
Organism: Mycena citricolor
Lineage: Eukaryota; Fungi; Basidiomycota; Agaricomycetes; Agaricales; Mycenaceae
Source: the annotation of a GenBank genome assembly
AUGAUCCCCAGCUCACCCUCAUAGUCCGGACUCGAAGUGACCUCGGGGUGUGUGUAUAUCGGCUGGCCACAAGGGAUGAUCGACGUCGCGCGCUUGGUGAAGAACACGGGGAAAUCAGGCUGUUCGUUCUUAUCCGAGCUGUCAAAACCGCUGAGGUGGAAUUCCGCCGCUUCUUGCCGAUACACCUUCCCGACGCUCAGCAUUGCUGUCGUAUGAGAGCAGGAAGCAGCGCAAGCAAACGCACAAGACAUCCCUUCCAGGAAGCGGCGCAAGCACCUCCAGAUCCUCCAUUUGCGUUGUGUCUCCCGUUUCGAACUUGUGAUCUGCUGCGAGAUGCGGAUGGGCUUCGAUGAGCCUGAAGAGGUCGAGGUAGCCAAGCACUUCCGUCACAGUCGUUUCGGCGGUGUCGACGAGCCCGAUGCGAGGUCUGUGGGUAGCAUCGGAAAGAAUGCGGUAUCUGAGAAAUCUGUGUGAGACUGGUGGAGGCGACAUCGCGGGACGGACGAAUGAGGAUGAGGCGACAUUGAUCUCGAUGACGGAAGACAAUCAAUCUUAUCUGCAGUGAUGACCUCGGAUCAGGCUUCACCAAGCGAUGUUUGACAUCAAAAGCGAUGCGUGAUGAUAUCAAACUUCGCUUUGCAUCUGGACAACCUCGUCAUUUCCAGGCACUCUGCGCUUGCGCUGACGCUCUGUCUAUGUUUCUUGAGGCGCUAAAGGUUAUCGAACGAACUUUGUCGAUUUCUGGUUGCAUAUGAUAUGACUCAGCCCGCAUCACGGCAGCCCGCCUCAUUGUCAUGCACGCUCUGAAGCCUGCAAAACAAUCCCUAUCGAAACAGCACGUGGUGUGAUAUGCUGUGAGUCAAUGCGGGGCGGCCAUAGUCAAAGCACGGCCAAAGCACACACACCUGCGGCAUGUUAAAGCGCCGCACAGCAACUCUCCUUCUCCCUACUUAAGCCCACCCACCCCGUCUUAUUGUUCUCUGCGAAACCCCCGAAUCGGUCUCCUCUCCCAUGUUGCACAACAGCUCUGACAUCAUAGUGAAUGAUCAUUCGAGCUCCGGCCUGGACAUGGCACCGGAUGAUGACGUCUCCUGGACCGCGGGGUCGGAUUAUGAACCAGAUUCGAGUGAAGACUACGACUUUGAAGACGACCUUAUUGUUUGUGAUCGAGUUCCGGCUCUUUCCAGCAGCAGCAAUGCUUGUUCCCUUCCGCAAUCGAUACAGUCGCUUGCCUCUUCUUCCCGUCCCCAAGGGAAUCUCACUCGGAGCCAGGACGAUCAGGACCUGAGUCCUACGAAUGCCACCGCGUCUUCCGGGUCCUCUGGCCUCGCCGCUGGUUCCUCUAGCUCUUCGGCAUCCGCAGGGACUUCCCAACCGCACAUGUCCUCUGCUAGUCCCUCCACAUCGAUUUCUAGCGCUAGUUUGCCCUCGGCACCUGUGACCGCCCCCCAUCGACCAACCUCCACAGAUGGGUCUGUACCAUCGACCAUCGCCCCAGUUGCAAACCCAAGUGCAUCUGUUGCACCUGUGCAGUUUCCACCUGCCGGUGUACCACCGCCACAGCUACCGCCGCCCAUCCACGUCCACGUCAACGUCUUCUUGACCCUGCAAGUCACCGCACAUCCCCUGAUGCCGACUCUUCCCCCCGCGGCCCCGAUCCACCUCCCUCCCGUGCAACACGGGUUUACCUUCCUUGGCAAUGGUGGGAACGCACCCUGGCCUUGGCCACCGCUCGCCCUGUGGCACGCUUUUGGACUAGCAGCUGGGUCUGGAGUCUCAGCACGUGAUACUGCCCCGCCCGCACCUCGGGAUGGGAGGCCAGAGACCAGCCCGGUCCGUGCGGCGCCUUCGGUGAUGGACGGGUUGAGAGAGCUUGGCAGCAUCUUGUUGCCACUUGCUGCGUUGAGAAGCUCAAAGAGGAAGAGAGAUGACGAUGCGGGAGAUUCGGGACAGAAGAGAAGUAAACGAAAGAUUGACUGAGUAGCUUGAUGUCCUGUUUUGUUUUCGAUUUCAAGUAUAUGCAACCAAUUUGUUACCUGCGGCGAAGUAUUUUUCGAGAUCCCUUCCCGCCAACAUAACACAGACCUA